AUGGACGAAUCCAUCUCUUCCUUUGUCGCUAUUACCGGAGCAACUGCAGAUGUGGCUCGCGGGUUCCUUCAGAUAGCAAACGGUGAUUUCGAAAGAGCCAUUGGAUUAUUUUACGAAAACCCGGAGCUUGCCUCUGGAGUUGGUGCUGGCAUCGCCGAACCGACCUCCGGUCCAGCCAACCCAACAUCUUCAUCGAGGCGCCGCCCCCAUAUUGGCCGCGAGGACGCAAGCGGUAUCAUUCACAUAAGUGACGAUGACGAUGAUAACGAUGAUGACGACGAUGUCAUGAUGGUCGAUGAUGCGGGAAGUGGUGACGAUGGCGAGCGAGCUGCAGCUCAACACGCGGCGGCCAUGGCGCAAGAAGAGGAGGAUGCCGCCAUGGCAAAGCGGCUGCAGGAAGAGCUGUACCAAGGUAAUUCGGCCGGACCAGGAGCACACGAUGAUGUCAGGGCUCCUAUCGCACGAACGACAGAGACACUUGUUGCUCCGGAUCCUGCCUGGGAUGGUGCUGUAGAUGACGAGACGACUCGAAGGUUUCUGGAGCAUCUGCGGAAUAGAAGACAUCCCCCUCGUAAGUCCUCUUCUUUUACUAUCAUGAGGCUUCUCCGUCUCUGGGUUACUCUCGGCGCCCCUUUUACUGAUUUGCGGCAUGUAGCUCGUAGUGGCGGCCCGUUCGCUCAGCGAAUCUGGGGUGAUGCUCCCGGCGUGACACCACCCAGCACCACGGAAAAUGGAACCCACGCGCGACGAUUAGAGGACCUCUUUCGACCACCGUAUGAUCUGAUGGCCCGCUUUAGCUGGGACGAAGCAAGAACGCUGGGGAAAGAAGACAAGAAAUGGAUCCUGGUCAAUCUCCAAGACAUGAACGACUUCAACUGCCAGGCCCUCAACCGAGAUAUAUGGAAAGAUGCAGCGGUUAAGGAGCUUGUAUCUGAGAACUUUAUCUUUUUACAGUAUGACAAGGACUAUCCAGAUGCCGAAGAGUACAUCACCUUUUACUUUCCCAAUCGAACACACGAGAAUCCAGACAACUACCCUCAUGUAUCCAUUGUCGAUCCCAGAACUGGAGAACAGGUCAAGGUAUGGAGUGGGCGGCCUUUCCCAACUGCUGUUGAAUUUCACGCCGAGUUGGCCGAGUUCCUAGACAGAUACAGUCUCGCUGCCAAUAGCAAAAAUCCCGUUGCCAAGUCCACAACGCGAAAGCCGGCAGUGGUGGAUGUAGACCGGAUGACCGAGGACGAAAUGCUGGAGAUGGCCUUGAAGAAUAGCCUUGCAGCUGGUGGCGGCGAAAGCAGUCGAUCGACGUCGACACCAAACAUUCAAGAUCCAGAUGCCUUUACGAAAUCGCCCGGUCCCAGUGAUGGCGUGGGAGAUGGCGGCAAGGGCAAAGAGCCCGAAGUGGCACCCGAGCAAAGUGUUUUCGCCCUGAUAUCCAGCGGGAAACCGCACACAGAACCGGAGAAUAAUCCCGCAACAACAACCAGAAUACAAUUUAGACACCCUACGGGUCGUGUCAUUCGACGAUUCAACUUGCGAGAUCCGGUGCGCCGGAUUUACGAGUGGCUCAAGGCUGAGCCGAUGCCAGGUAAAGAUGGCGUCGAGUUCGAGCUAAAGAAGAUGCCACAAGGCCAGGAUCUAAUUGGAGAUGUGGACAGCACUAUUGAGGAGACUGGGCUCAAACAAGGCACCGUAAUGAUUGAAUUCAUCGAGGACUGA
Molecule: messenger RNA, 1716 nt
Organism: Metarhizium acridum CQMa 102
Lineage: Eukaryota; Fungi; Ascomycota; Sordariomycetes; Hypocreales; Clavicipitaceae
Source: RefSeq, a predicted model, not a curated record